UUAAAAGCGUAAUAAAAAUGUCAUAUAUAAAUAUUUUUUUUCCACUUUCACCGCAUCAAAACCUUUCAACAACUUCAGACCUAUCCAUAGAUAUAAAGUUUUUAUGCCCUUUUUGUAAUAAGAUGUCAUGUGUUUUGUCAUGUGCGUGUGUUCACAUUUAAAAGCAUAUACCACAGAUCACUGCGAGGUGUAUUUUACAUGCAUGUGCUCCACAUUUGGCGCACUGGUCCCCCCCCCCCAUUCUGCCCCUUCUUGGAACAAGACACACUGACUUUCUGGAGGGUCCUGGCUGUGGCUCCUCCUCCUCCUCCUCUUCCUCCUCCUGACCAUGGACCUGGCCCCAGGCUUGUGGGACCAGGCUGGCUGCAGAUGGUCCUCUGGGCAAAUGGCAGGGACUCUUCAUGUGUGGGAGACCACAGGAAUUCCCCAUUUCUUGAUCUCCAUGGAGAAGUGUCAUCCUCCAUUGUCUCUUCCUCUUCUUCCUCCUCCUCCUCCUCCUCUUCCUCAUCUGAGCUGCAGGGCCCCUCUGUGCCUGGCAGGAAUUCCUCCCCUGAUCCCUCCUGGCUCUCAGAUGAAUCCUCACUGCUGGUAUCAUCCACCUCAGUAACAUACUGCUCACUCUCCUCAGAGGACUGAAAGACUGCAGCAAGAGUCUCCUCUAGUUCCAGGCUUCUCUUCAUGGCUGUCUGCUGAAGAAAUAACCAGCCAGACAAGGCUGUGGCUCAGAGGCAGAGCGGGUCGUCCACUAAUCAGAGGGUUUUUGGUUGGAUCCCUGGCUCCUCCCGCUACAUGUUGAAGUAUUCUUGAGCAAGAUACUGAACCCUGAAUCUGUAGUUUCUGUUCGAUGGAGUUGAUGGACCAUCACUGAGUGGAUUUCUGUGAAAGGAGCGGAGAAUCAGCGAUGGGAAAACUUUGUGCAGUGACUUCCUGUUUGCUGCUGACGGUCUCAGCGGCGGCGGCCCAGACAGCUCAGCCUCAGAUCGAGCGUCUGCUGCCUCAGUGGCUCACCGGCAUCAUCGCCGUCUCCGCCUUCCUCUUCCUCGUCUUCGUCACUUUGCUGGUGAAAAAGGCCUGGUGUGAGAAACCCAGCAGGUCGGUCAGGGGGAAGACAAACGUAUCUAUGAAUAAAAAGAAGACCGCUGUGGAGUCAGAGUCCGACAGAGAAAAUGAAUUUGUUGUGACCAACGGAAACACCUACGAGACCAACCUGGACACGAUCAGGAGGAAGAGCACUGUGGAGUCAGCGAGAGAAAAUGAAUUUGAAAACACCUACGAGACCACCCUGGAGAUGACCGGGAGGAAGAGCACUGUGGAGUCAACUGGAGAAAAUGAAUUCGGAAACACCUACGAGACCACCCUGGAGAUGGUCAGGAGCAAAGAAGACCCAAACGCCUUCGACAACCUGGCGUUCGGCAGCGCUGACGAUAAGGUUACGUCCAUGUGACCGUCCUGAACUGAUCCUAUUGGAUGCCUUAACGCCGUCGGCACCAAAUCUGGACGGAGACAAAACACACAGAAAAUUCUUUUUUACAGAUGAUGUUUCUUUGUGUUAAUAUUAUCUUUGUUUAGUUGUACCUGUUGUCCCAGGCAGGUGGAGCUUACGAUGAGGAACUUCAGAUAUCAUCCAUGUUGAAAAUGCAGCAAAAUUAAUUUAGCAGAACUAUAACAUUAUAUUGAUUAUUAAUCUUUUGUCACCUGAUCGGAGGCUUAAACUAGAUCAAUAUGUGUGUGCCUGUAUUUUUCUGACUUUGUAAAAGGUCUCCAGUCACAGACUGAGAUCAGUGAACAGGAGGAAAAGCAGCUGUCGGUCCUGUGAUCUGAUUAAUAAGUUAUCUUUUCUAACAAA
Molecule: messenger RNA, 1846 nt
Organism: Dicentrarchus labrax (European seabass)
Lineage: Eukaryota; Metazoa; Chordata; Actinopteri; Moronidae
Gene: pdzk1ip1
Product: PDZK1 interacting protein 1
Exons: 7
Coding region: 902-1444 (180 amino acids)
Source: RefSeq, a predicted model, not a curated record